Molecule: messenger RNA, 2238 nt
Organism: Nematostella vectensis (starlet sea anemone)
Lineage: Eukaryota; Metazoa; Cnidaria; Anthozoa; Actiniaria; Edwardsiidae
Product: band 4.1-like protein 1
Exons: 17
Coding region: 135-1466 (443 amino acids)
Cellular component (GO): cytoskeleton
Molecular function (GO): cytoskeletal protein binding
Source: RefSeq, a predicted model, not a curated record
CGGUCGAGGUUCAAGCGUCUCUUGUGGUUGAUGGUCGUGUGUGGAGGAAAGACCACAUCUUGUCUUCGCUUUCCGCCUUCAUACAACCCCCAAAAAACCCUAUACCUUCAGGCUAGAGCAAACAGAACGCAGCCAUGGGCCGGAAAAAGAGUUUCAACUGCACUGUUCAAGUUGCUGGGCUUGACUCCGACUAUGAAUGUCCGAUAGACAAAACUACCAAAGGAGAUCACCUGUUUGAUCAGGUUUGCGACCACAUCGGCUUGGCCGAGAAAGAAUACUUUGGACUACGUUACAUUGACGAGAAAGAUGGACAGUUCAACUGGCUGGAGGGGGAUAGAAGUAUAAAGAGACAGAUGGGAAAAGCUCCACUUCACUUUUAUUUUGCCGUCAAGUUUUACCCCGAGAAUCCAACCACGUUGAGAGAAGACAUAACAAGAUACCAGUUUGUCCUUCAGUUAAGAGAAGAUUUGCUGAAAGGCAGGAUACAAUGUUCAAAUCCCAUACAUGCUCUACUUGCCUCAUACGUCAUGCAAGCGGAACUUGGUGACCUUCAUCCAGAAGAACAUGAGGUAGCCUAUCUGAGUGACUUGAAAUUCUUUCCAAAACAGCCUCCAGAGCUCAGGCAAAAGAUUGAAGCUUUCCAUCGAAAGCAUGUUGGGAUGACACCCUCAGAUGCUGAGUUCCAGUACUUGGAUAACGUCAGGAAGCUACCACUGUAUGGCAGAGAUAUGUACCAGGCUUGGGGGGAUGAAGGACAGGCUGUCACUAUUGCCAUUUCAGCAUGGGGAGUAGAGGUCUUCCAGAACAACAGACAGAUGCACAGAUUUGUGUGGCCAAAAAUCAUCUCCAUUGGAUUUAAGUCCAAGAAAUUCUCUCUUACACUUCGAGCACCUAGUGAGGAUGACUAUUACAAGUCAACAACCAUUUACUUCAAGUGCGGAAGCAAGAGAGCCGCUAAGAGAGUUUGGAAAGUCUGUGUUGAGCAUCAUGCAUUCUUCAGAUUGAAAGAACCAGUACCUUUACCAAAAAAUACAAACUUUUUCAAGAUCGGCUCAAAAUUCAGAUACAGUGGUCGGACCCAGCAUCAAGCACGCAACAAUGAGAGUGUGGGGGUGCGUGAGCAGCCUUCAUUUGACCGGGUGUCCAGCAAGCGGUUCUCCCUCAGGGUGCUAGAUAGUAACCGCAAAUCUAUGCUGAUUGAUGAUGAUGCCAAAAAAGAGCCCAAAUCACCUGAACAUCCCGUCACCCCUGUAGAACCUGCGCAGGAAGAGAAGAAGGAGGACGAGAAACCAGUAACUGAUACCCAGGAACCAGACCAGACACAGAAAGAAGAUGAGCAAGCAGCACCGCCCUCUCAGCAGCAAGCCGAGCCAGAAGCGGUAGAAACACAUCUAUCCUCAGAAGCGCUAAUAGAUCACGAAGACAAAGCAAACAGCUCUUCUUCAGCUACCUGUUCUAUUCAGUGAGACUUCUCUGUUAGUGUAAAACUCGUACGUCGAUCCCACUCGAGCCGACACAUCGACCAUUUAAAUCCACGUGGCUUGAAGUUCCCUGAUCACUUGCCGAUGUUAUAACAGAAUUUAAAGCCUCUUGCAAACGAAACGCUGACCGCCAUUUUUGCGCCAUGUUGAGAGGUGCCGGGAAGCAGUUCCCGCUCAUUUCCGUGUCAGCGGCAGCAAUGUUGGCUAAUGUUGGCACUGUUAGCAGGGGGCUUGAGCUUCGAGAAGUGUUAGCUUUUUGGGGAAGUUUCGGCUACUCUCUGGCAUAAUAAGUGAUUUUUUUACCUGGUAAUAAGUUGAUCGUUUUUUAAGGCUUUGUUUCGCAAAGCGAGUGAAUUUUUAUCGAAGAGCUUCGGGGUGGCUAUUGUUUUAAAAAAAGAUAGGACAUAUUAUAAUAAAGUUAAGUUUACCUAGUUAUGUUUUAAUAAGUAUGUUAUAUGAUAAAGGAGACUGUUACAAACUGUGUUACACAUUACAAUGGAAUUUUCUAAUACAAAGUAUAGCCUGUGAAAUAGGCUCAGCGUCACGAAAGACUCGCUCCUUUCCUCAGCUUCUUCCCUGGAUUGGACCUCCACCAGCCAACUUGGGUCUCAGUGACUCGAGUAUUUUAUCACGAUCUUGGUUAAGCGGAAAGCGGGAGCGUACUUUUUUAUUUUGUACUACUCUAUAUCUUAAGUUUUUCGUUCCAUUUUGAACUCUCCUGUGUAAACAAAACCGUAAUAAACUUCCUGUAAACCUA